Messenger RNA from Parnassius mnemosyne (clouded apollo), 3066 nucleotides. NCBI's taxonomy places the organism in Eukaryota, Metazoa, Arthropoda, Insecta, Lepidoptera, Papilionidae. The record is from the annotation of a GenBank genome assembly.
AUGGAAGAAAAGUUAAAUGAAAUGGAACAAGCUGGUAUCAUCACAAGGACAUCAACGCCUUACAGUAGUCCAUUGACAUUCACUCUUAAAAAAGACGGCUCAAUUAGAGUUCUGCUUGAUGCCAGAAGCAUAAAUAAGGAAAUGGUUGCAGAAACAGAGAAACCACCUAUACAAUUAGAUGUUUUGAAUUCAUUUCACGGAGCGAAUUAUAUCACUACCAUUGACUUCAAUAAUGCAUAUUUUCAAAUUCCGAUAAAUAAAGAUGGUAGAAAAUAUACUGGAUUCACAUUCAAUGGAAAGUCAUAUGUAUAUAAUGUUUUGCCGCAAGGAUUAAAAACAUCAGUAGGAAGCUUUAGCAGAGCCAUGAAUUUAAUAUUAGGACCAGAAGUCCAAGAAUUUUGUGUGAACUAUUUAGAUGAUCUAGCCAUUAUUACAACAGGAACGUUAGAUAAACAUUUGGAGCACAUUGAUAUUGUUUUAAGUAAAUUGAACAAAGCUGGCUUAACGUGUAACUUGCAGAAAUGUGAAUUUAUUUGUAAAGAAAUUAAAAUGCUGGGUUUUAUAAUUUCAACAGAAGGCAUAAAGACAGAUCCCGAUAAGAUUCGAGCGAUCCAAGAGUUUCCAGCACCUAAAAAGAUUAAACAAUUAAGGGCCUUUUUAGAUCUAUGCAAUUUUUAUAGAAGGUUUAUACCAAAUUACAGCGAGAGCAUAAUACCGCUCUGUGAAUUACUUAAAAAGGGACGAAAGUUCAAAUGGAGCGGUAAAGAACAGAAGGCAUUUGAUUUUAUAAAACAACAAUUAAUUAAUACAAUACAAUUGCAUCAUCCAGACUUUAAUAAGCCGUAUUAUUUACAAGCAGAUUGUUCCGGUGUGGGUAUGGCCGGAGUACUAUAUCAGAUAGAUGAUAAUAAUGAAAUGAGAAUUUUAGGCUAUCAUAGUAAAGCCUUAAAAGGCCCCGAAUUAAAUUGGUCUGUUACUGAACAAGAGUUUUAUGCUGUAAUAAGCUGCCUAAAGAAAUUUAAAACAUAUUUGCGGGGCAGUAAAGUAAUAAUACUAACUGAUCAUAAAGCAUUAUUGUUUCUUAAUAAUAUGAAGUUAUUCAAUGGUAGAGUAACCCGAUGGAUUUUGUAUAUAGAACAAUUUAAUUAUGAAGUACAGCAUAUAUCGGGUAGACGUAAUAUUGUUGCAGAUGUGCUAUCACGUUAUCCUCCUGAUGGCGAUUUAAUACAAGAGGAUAAAAAUAAUAGUUUAGAAAUUGCUUACACAGAGAGCGAACCGAAUAUUGAGUUGAUAGAAAAAUUAAAAUCCUUAACAGUAUAUCAAUUACAAGAUUCAGAGUCGUUGGCUAUUAUUGAAAAGUUAAAGACAUUAAAUACUUCCAUAAUAAAACAAAACAAUAAAUUUAAAAGAUAUAGUUUGAAAAAUGAUGUAUUAUAUUACAAAACGAAUUUACAAGAAGUAAUAUAUUUACCUAAAGCAUUGAGACAAGAUAUUAUAAAUCAAGUACAUGUCGAAAUGGGUCAUCAAGGACCCUAUAAGGUAAUUAAAUAUGUGAGAGACAGAUUCUUUUGGAAAGGUUUAACAAAAGAUAUUAAAAACAAUUUUUAUAGAAGGUUUAUACCAAAUUACAGCGAGAGCAUAAUACCGCUCUGUGAAUUACUUAAAAAGGGACGAAAGUUCAAAUGGAGCGGUAAAGAACAGAAGGCAUUUGAUUUUAUAAAACAACAAUUUAUUAAUACAAUACAAUUGCAUCAUCCAGACUUUAAUAAGCCGUAUUAUUUACAAGCAGAUUGUUCCGGUGUGGGUAUGGCCGGAGUACUAUAUCAGAUAGAUGAUAAUAAUGAAAUGAGAAUUUUAGGCUAUCAUAGUAAAGCCUUAAAAGGCCCCGAAUUAAAUUGGUCUGUUACUGAACAAGAGUUUUAUGCUGUAAUAAGCUGCCUAAAGAAAUUUAAAACAUAUUUGCGGGGCAGUAAAGUAAUAAUACUAACUGAUCAUAAAGCAUUAUUGUUUCUUAAUAAUAUGAAGUUAUUCAAUGGUAGAGUAACCCGAUGGAUUUUGUAUAUAGAACAAUUUAAUUAUGAAGUACAGCAUAUAUCGGGUAGACGUAAUAUUGUUGCAGAUGUGCUAUCACGUUAUCCUCCUGAUGGCGAUUUAAUACAAGAGGAUAAAAAUAAUAGUUUAGAAAUUGCUUACACAGAGAGCGAACCGAAUAUUGAGUUGAUAGAAAACUUAAAAUCCUUAACAGUAUAUCAAUUACAAGAUUCAGAGUCGUUGGCUAUUAUUAAAAAGUUAAAGACAUUAAAUACUUCCAUAAUAAAACAAAACAAUAAAUUUAAAAGAUAUAGUUUGAAAAAUGAUGUAUUAUAUUACAAAACGAAUUUACAAGAAGUAAUAUAUUUACCUAAAGCAUUGAGACAAGAUAUUAUAAAUCAAGUACAUGUCGAAAUGGGUCAUCAAGGACCCUAUAAGGUAAUUAAAUAUGUGAGAGACAAAUUCUUUUGGAAAGGUUUAACAAAAGAUAUUAAAAACCAAUUAAGGGCUUGUCAUUUAUGUCAGUUAUCUAAGAAAAGCAAUAUAACAUAUGUGGGUCCCUGCAAAUCUAUAAUAACAGAAAACAUUGGCGAUAUAGUCAUGGCAGACUUAUAUGGACCACUUGUAUCAGGUACCUUUGGGUACACCUUCAUAUUUGUCAUUCAAGAUUCAUUCAGUAAAUUUAUCAAAUUAUAUCCUUUAAAACAGUCAACAGCAAAGUCUCUUGUAACAAAAGUAAAGCAUUUUGUUGAGAUUAUAAAGCCCAAGGCAAUAAUGACAGAUAAUGGAAAACAGUUCGUAAGUAAUCACUGGAAACAAUCAAUGAGUGAAUUAAAUAUAAAGCCAAUAUAUACCACAGUUAGAAAUCCUAGACCAAAUACAACAGAGCGAGUAAAUAAAGAGUUGAGCAGAUUAUUUAGGACGCUUUGUCAUACUAACCACAAAGAUUGGGCGUUAAUAUUGCCGAAAUUAGAAGAAUUGUAUAAUAAUUCUUAUCACAAUAGUACAGGCUUCACGCCUUGUGAGAUUCUAUAA